Molecule: messenger RNA, 327 nt
Organism: Talaromyces proteolyticus
Lineage: Eukaryota; Fungi; Ascomycota; Eurotiomycetes; Eurotiales; Trichocomaceae
Exons: 3
Coding region: 1-327 (108 amino acids)
Molecular function (GO): catalytic activity
Source: RefSeq, a predicted model, not a curated record
AUGGCACCAGUUCACGCCGUGGCCUUUGCUUAUAUCAAGCCUGGAAAGACUGAUGAGUUCGCAGCCCUUCUUAAUGGGAUGUCGGAAAAGGUACACGCUCUCGAGCCGGGUAUUCGCAAUUACUACAAUUUUAAAGUGCCAGAUGAAGAUAUGUUUGUGAUUGUUGAGAGUUAUGAGGAUGAGGCUGCGCUCCAGUAUCAUGGCGAAACGCCUCACUACCAUGAGUAUUUGGAAAAAGCAAUGCAGCUGUUUGCAAAGCCUCUUUCCUUCAAGAUUAAUGUGAAGAUCCCAGAGAAUCUGAUUCCUGAUUGGAGUUCAUUACAGUAA